AUGCAAUAUUUAUUAAGUUUGUGUUUUGUUUUAGUAGUUGUAGGACAAUAGAUUAAAGGAAAUGGAAAACAUCAUAAACAUAAGAAUAAAGAGAUAGGGUUUGUGUAGGUUUCAGCAGAUUUGAAUGAUUAACGUAUCAUCUUAGAAGGAAUUAUACAAUAGGUGAAUUAAUUAGCUCUCUUAGUCUAAAGAUAAAAUGUAUUUGAUGAUAGUAUGAGAAAAAGACCUUUUGAUUUAAUGGGUUAAUUGGAUCGUCUUGAUAAGUUGGAAUUAUAUCCAGAAGAAUCUAAGAUUAUUCAAAGCUUAAAAUAACAAUUAAAUAUAAUUUCUAAUGCAAUGGAUGUAGAUGAUGAUAUUUAAUAAUGUGAUGAUGAAGAUGUUUGUUAAAUUUGUUAAGCUUCCAUGUAUUAUUAAUUGGAUGAUGAUAAUUGGUAUAUGAUUGGAUUUGAGCAUGGAUUUAAGUAAUUAUGCAUUGAAAUGAAGAAAGGAAUUCCAAUUCCUAUUAGAUUCUGCAAAAUAAGCACUAGGAUCUGAUGGGGAUCUUUUGUUGGCCUUCUCUAGUGAAAAUCACAUAUGUUUACAAUUUGUCAAUCUAAAACAUCCCAUAGAUAUCAAUGGUGUACUAAAAUUAUAUUUGGGAACUACAUUAAAUGAUUACCAAAAUAAAUUGAUUCAUUUACCAACUCAUGGAAUACCUUUAGAGUUUCUAGUUAGAGCAGAAUAUUAAAAUAGAAAUUUCAUUUACAAAAACCUAAAAUUGAUUGUAAAUGAUAAUUCUUAAAGAGAUAUUCUUGGUGGUCGAUUGAAUAAAUUGCAAUUCUCCAUUUUCGAUUAAAAUGUUUAUAUUUUAUAAUAUCAUAUAAGGUAUUUAUUGAAUAUGAUGGUCAAUUUUAUAUCUAAUCCCAAAUCUUUCCAUUUCAGGUUAAAACUAUUCAAGGAAACACUAAAUCAGAAUAAGUAAAUUUAUAUAUAUUUAUAAUACUCCAUAGAUCAAUAUUAAAUAUUCAAAGAAUAUAGCUGAAUAGUAUUUGUCAAGUUUUAUUUUGA
Molecule: messenger RNA, 1047 nt
Organism: Paramecium primaurelia
Lineage: Eukaryota; Ciliophora; Oligohymenophorea; Peniculida; Parameciidae
Source: the annotation of a GenBank genome assembly